GCAGAUACCGUGAGAACCUGCAAACUCCAUCACUGUAAUCAGAAUAACUUCAAGAAGCAGUUUUUCCGGUUUGCAUGACAGGGGAUGAUAAUCAUUUCUUUGCAUCCCCUUUCAAAGUGUGAACACUUCCUUUUUCUGUAAAGUCUCAUUCUCGGAGCGAGGCUGUGUGUGACAGACUGAUACAAGUGGGUCCUCUGAGAAAUCCAGUUGUAGUCCCACAUGAGAUGGAGGCUCAGACAGUCACGUGGUUGGUUUUUCUGGCCCUAAUAAAACAUGUUUCUACAAGUGACCCUGGAAGUCCCGUUAAAUACCCGCCCACUGAACCUACACUGUCUAUGAGGUCUGAGGUCAAAGAAGGUUGGACAAUCACCAUCAGCUGCACUGCUGAAAGUUUCCCACAGUCAACUCUCACCUUGAUGAAGAUCAACAGAAAUAAUCAGGCUUUAAUAAUCACUGAAGAAAAUCUUUAUUCACAACCCAGCAACUCUCUCUCCCACGAGUUUAAAGUGACUUCAUCCGACGCUGGCUGGUACUUCUGCCGUGCCCAGAACACUGAGGGCUCAAAGGACAGCAAGCAGCAGGAGUUGGUGGUGAAAUACCCGCCCACUGAACCUAAACUGUCUAUGAGCUCUGAGGUCACAGAAGGUCAGACCAUCACCAUCAACUGCACUGCUGAAAGUUUCCCACAGUCAACUCUCACCUUGAUGAGGACCUAUCCAAAUCCUCAGGCUUUAAUAAUGACUGAAGAAAAUCUUUAUUCACGACCCAUCAACUCUCUCUACCACACGUUUACUGUGACUUCAGCCGACGCUGGCUGGUACUUCUGCUGUGCCAGGAACACUGAGGGCUCAAAGGACAGCGAGCAGAAGAAGUUGGUGGUGAAAUGUGAGUGUUUCAGCUGCGGCUUUAUGUUUUAAACAAACAAAUCAGACAAAAUCUUCCAUAAAAAAAACUGUCCAUGCAGAAGAAAAAUCUUCUUGUGUAUUUUUUCAGUGAUCGAGUUUUUUCAUUAAUUUUACUUCUGACAGUUGAAACAACAGCACCUCAGGAAUUUAUAACCGUAAGAACUUAAAUCUCAGGGCUGUUGUUUCAAAAGCUUUGUCCCCAAACUUUGUCUUCAUGUAUUGUUUUAAUUUGAAUUCUGAACUAAAAUCUUCUGCAUAGUAUUCACAAUAUUACAUUCUUAGUGGACCGUCACUCACAUAGCAAGUGUCUUGGUCCAGAUUUGUCCUGGGCCAGGAGAAGACCAGAAGUGAUGGAUCAUUUCCUGAAGUGGCCCACAUCCGUGUGCUAUCUGGGUUGUGAAUUAACCUGAAAGAAUCUUCUGUUUCAGAUUCACCUGUUGUUGAGAUAAAGCUCAUUUCACUUGGGUCCUUUUUCCAGAUAAGCCGAGGAAG
Molecule: messenger RNA, 1397 nt
Organism: Pleuronectes platessa (European plaice)
Lineage: Eukaryota; Metazoa; Chordata; Actinopteri; Pleuronectiformes; Pleuronectidae
Product: sialoadhesin-like
Exons: 5
Coding region: 225-917 (230 amino acids)
Source: RefSeq, a predicted model, not a curated record